This is a messenger RNA of Hypanus sabinus (Atlantic stingray), 2516 nucleotides long. RefSeq names its product thioredoxin-interacting protein-like. The transcript has 8 exons. Gene Ontology annotation, cellular component: cytoplasm. The coding region runs from base 110 to 1306 and encodes 398 amino acids. The record is from RefSeq and is a predicted model, not a curated record. Gene Ontology annotation, molecular function: ubiquitin protein ligase binding. Gene Ontology annotation, biological process: protein transport. NCBI's taxonomy places the organism in Eukaryota, Metazoa, Chordata, Chondrichthyes, Myliobatiformes, Dasyatidae.
GCUGUUGUUUCCUCAGAGGGACACGGCGAGCCAAGUGGACGGUCGUUUCUAACGUUACUAGUUCACAACUAUCCUUCCCAUUACACUCACUGACAAGCUGGACGGCGAAAUGGGAGUCAACAAAAACUCUCUGCAGACUUUCGAGGUGCAGUUCAGUGGAUCGCAGAGCAACUACUCGGCCGGCGACAAGGUGUCGGGCAAGGUGGUGCUGCAAGCGGCUCACCCGCUGCGGGUCACCUCGGUGCGGAUCUCGGCUCUGGGUUACGCCCGGGCCGAAUUGAGCAAAGGCUCGCAGCCGCUGCGGCAGCAGCAGGAGUACCUGCGGUACGACGACACGCUGCAGGCCGACGGCGAGGAGCGGCACUCAGAUUUGUGUACCUCUAAGCUUCUACAGCCAAACAAAGUGUAUGAGUACAGCUUUAACUUCCAGUUGCCUGAAGGGCACCUCCCUCCAUCAUUCAAAGGGAAAUAUGGCAGUGUGUGCUACUUGGUCACAGCCUACGUUGACCAAGAAAAGCUCCCGACCCUGCAAGCCACCAAAAACUUUGAGGUGGUCGACCCCAUCGAUGUGAACACACCAAAUUUACUGUCUCCAGUUGGUGGUUCCAACAAGAAGAAUCUGACUUGCUUCUUCCUUUCUGAUGGCUACGUGUGCAUUGCAGCAAAGAUUGACCGGAAAGGCUACUGCCAAGGAGAUGACAUCUGCAUCAACGCGCAGUUCCAGAACAACUGCUCGAGGAUCGUUGUACCCAAGGCUGCCAUUCUGGCCAAGCAGACCUACCUGGUGAAUGGCAACACUAAGGUGGUGAAGGAGAAGUUGAGCAGCGUGCGAGGGAACCACAUCAUCUCAGGCAUGUCGGACUCCUGGUGCGCAAAGAGCCUCCGGGUCCCCACAGUGAAGCCAUCUGUCAACUCGAGCAUUAUCCGCCUGGAGUACUCACUGCUGAUCUACGUCCACAUUCCUGGAAGCAAGAAGCUAACCCUGGAGCUGCCCCUAGUCAUCGGUACCAUUCCAUUCAGCGGCAUGGACAGUCGCUCGUCCAGCAUGGCCAGCAACUGCAGCAUGAGCAGCAGCAGCAUGAGCUACAGCAGCAUGAGCUGGCCCCACAUGGAGUUCCCAGAGUCCAUGACAAUGUCUCCCUUUGGGGACAACCACCGAAUGGAGUGCCCUACCACACCCCUGCUGGAGGAGUAUGACAAUGUUCCACAGAGCCCCAUCUUCAUGAAGUCUGACUUCAGCUUCCCAUCCCCACCAGCCUACAGCGAGAUGGACGAGAAUGGGAACAGCGAGGCCGUAGUGCAGUGAAGAGGCCAAUACAGCAAGGACAUCCAAAAUUAACUGACUUGCAUUUAAGUUGUUUGGUGGUAACGAGGUGCUGGGCAAAAGACCCUAAAGGAAAAGUGGAGGGACCAGAACAGUUGCCAGUAAGGAUGAAGAGGCGUCAGGUCCUCACCACGGUUAAAUCCAGUCACUCUGCCAGCUGACAACAGCCAUUGUCAAGUGUUCGAAUCGAGGUUACGUCGGGAUUCUAGGAAAAUUGAGCUUCUCCCUUUGUAUGUGAGAGGAGCCAACUGCACACAGUAGUUAUUGAUCACGUGUGUUGCGAAUAUGUUCUGCUUGGGUUGUUUCACUUUGAGGUGUUAAUUAAAAUCCUUUGCCUUAAUUCAUGGUGCAAUGCAGGUAUUUCAUUGACGGCCUGCGCCACAUCUUGAUGCCAAGUCUGAGGCAUGACAGCAGACUGCCAGUAACUUGCUCCUCCUGUACCCUUCCAGGGUAGGUGGGCAUUUGUAUCCAAAUCCAUCCUUAAUGGUGAGGGAUGUAUUAACAAUGCAAAGAUACUCCUGAGUGGUUUCCAAUCCAGGAACUGCUGCCAAAGUUAGUAUUCUUUUCACUCCAAAAUGGUCGUUCUGACCCAGAGCCCCCACUCCUGUGUUCUAGCUAGUGUCUCAGAAUUCCAGCUCCUUCCCAGAGAUGGACAAGACCACAGAUGCUGGAAUCUGGAGCAAUAAACAACCUGCUGGGAGAACUCACUUAAGUAGCAACAUCUGACCCACAUAUCCAACAGUUCCUUUCCAUCAUUCUCCCUGCUACAAAUGCUGUUAGACCUGCUGAGUUCCUCCAGUAGACUGUUGCUCUAACUUCAUACUGUCUAGAGAAACCUUUGGCUUCUAUUGACUGGGAACUUCCUGACUUGGGGGUUCAGUGCUGACCAGCUUCCAUCUAUGGUAUUGAAAACAUUUCAAUGCACUUCAUUGUUUGUCUGUGUUUUUUGUACAAAGACCACUGUUUCAGGUUCUCUUAGCCUGUGGUCUGACCUGGGCCAUUGGGUCUACUGAUUGACUCCUUAGCAAUCUACUGGUGUUUAAGUAUUUUGAUAAGAUUUUAUUUAAACUUCCUGAUUUUUCUACUUGGCUUGUAUUAUGCAUUUUGCCAAAAGGUAUUUGUAUUUUUCUAAGCCUAAAGGUAUUUUGUACUUGUGAUUGUUUUAAAUAAAUCUGAAAUAUUUUAAAAAUUA